Molecule: messenger RNA, 1140 nt
Organism: Arabidopsis thaliana (thale cress)
Lineage: Eukaryota; Viridiplantae; Streptophyta; Magnoliopsida; Brassicales; Brassicaceae
Product: Galactose oxidase/kelch repeat superfamily protein
Exons: 1
Coding region: 7-1050 (347 amino acids)
Source: RefSeq, marked reviewed
ACUCCGAUGACGGAAGAGAUGAGUAAAGAGUCUCCUCCUCCUCCUCCGACGUCGUUUUCUUCGUUACCGGACGACGUCGCUCUCGAUUGUCGGGCUCGUAUAUCGAGAUUCCAUUAUCCAACUCUUUCUCUCGUCUCCAAGGGUUUCAGAACUCUCAUCGCCUCCCCGGAGCUCGAGGCCACACGAUCCUUUAUCGGAAAACCAGAGAAUCACCUCUGCGUCUGCUUGAGGCUGUAUAAAAACCCUAAUCCUCUCUGGUUCAUAUUUUCCCCAAUUCCGAAACAGAAAUUGAAACCCAUCGUCCCAUGGUUUCCUAACCAACAAUAUCCUCAAUACCCGACCGUUGUCUCAAAUGGUUCACAGAUAUACAUAAUCGGUGGAUUCGUUAGGAGAAGGAGAAGCAACAGAGUGUCGAUUUUUGAUUAUCGAACUUAUCAAUGGCGUAGACUCCCCAAAAUGCGUCAACCUCGAGUUUAUCCCGCCGCGUCUGUAAUCGACGGUAAGAUCUAUGUGAUUGGAGGCUUCAGAGGCUCCAUGCCCACAGAUAUUGAGAACUCAGGAGAAGUUUAUGAUCCAAAGACCAAUACUUGGGAGCCAAUAUUGCUCACAUCACUUGAUCUCACUGUUCAAAAUGUUUUCAAGAAAAAACAUUACUUUACGACCAAGGCAUGCUUAGUGAUUAAUAAGGUGUCGUGCCUACUAUAUGUUUCCGAUGGGAAGCUAUAUUGGCGUGAAGACAAGGAAGGUUUUGAGUGCCGUAAGGUUUAUGGACUUGCAGAACAGUCCUCUAAUCUGUUUCGUGUGGUGGCAAACUCCGGCGGCGGAGGAAGAGUGACAGUUUGGUGGAAGUCGAUGACAAAAGGUUGCGAGUUUGACUGUCUGCUGACUGAGGAGUGUGAAACCAAGAUUUGGUGUGCAGAGAUUUCGCUUGAGAGAAGAGGUUUAAGAGAGCUUCGGGGAUUUGUUGAAUGGUCUAAAGAGGUUUUUACCAUUGAUAGAUGUGACUAUAUUUACGAUUUCAUUUCACAAUACGUUACUGUGACUUAUUGAUCAAUGAAAUGUAGUAAAAACUCCUUAGAGAUUGGUGUUUGUAUUUAUCAAAUGACUUCUUUUAAAAUUCUUAAAGAAAUAAUAUACAAC